AGAACAGCCCGGGAAGAAGAGUGGUUGUUACAGCGUUGUCCGAGGUCUGGGCCCGAACCUGGAAAAUGCAGCUGGCAACCCAGGAAAGGUCUUCCUCAAAAAAGAGGAUGGGGCUGAAUCGCUGGACACAGCUCACAAGAAAGCCGAAUCCCAAGUCUGCUUUUGAUCCUGACAAUGUAGAACCCUGGAUUAAGAGAGUGGAGAAAGCCUCAGAAUUUGCAGUUUGGAGUGCAUUUCCUGCCAGAAAUUCAGACCCACCUGGAAGGUUCUGGGGCCAAAUCAUAGACUUGGAAACCUCUGAGCAAAUAGAGGAUCAUGAUGAAAUCUAUGCAGAAGCUCAGGAGCUGGUCAAUGACUGGUUAGACACCAAACUUAAACAAGAAUUAGCAAGUGAUGAAGAAGGUGAUGCUGAAAACGGUGUGUCGAAUGCCACUCUUAUGCAAGAUGCCAGUGGCUGUUUGAAAUAUGACAAGUUUGAUGAUUUAUGUGCCUAUUUGGAGGAAGAAGAGGAAAGUACCACAGUUCAAAAAUUUAUGGACCAUCUGCUCCAUAAAGAUGUGGUGGAUUCUGGGAUGUUGGAAGAUCUUGGAAGGAAGGAAAACCAAGACAAGAAGCAGCAGAAGGAUCCUCGUCUUACCAUGGAGAUGAGACAUAAGCAGGUAAAAGAAAAUCGCUUAAGACGUGAAAAAGAACUGGAGUGCCAAAGAAUUGAGAAGGCCCUGAAAAAAGCCACCUUCUUGGAGGCUCAAUGUCUGGUGCAAGAAGAGAAGAAAAGGAAGGCUCUGGAGGCCAAGAAAGAAAAAGAGGAGAUUCAAAGGGAGAUGGUAAAGCUGCGGAGGGAGAUAAUUGAGAGGAGGCGCACAGUGGAAGAAGCAUGGAAAAUAGAGAAGAAAAAGCAAGAAGAAAUUUCUCAAAAGGAUCUAGAAAAAGGCAUGUUUCAAAAUGCUCACAUUCUCCUGGAUGAGGAAAAAAUGGCAAAAGAAAGAAAAAGGAAACUGAAAGAGUUAUUAAUCCAAACUUUCAAGGACAAUCAACAGUGUCAAAAACGCUAUUUCUCUGCCUGGCACAAGCUGAUUCUUGAUCACAGGAUUAAGCUGGGAAAAGCUGGGACCCUGUGUGACUGGAAGAUUCAACUGAAGGUUCUGCGGGCCUGGAGGGACUACACCAGAUCCCAGAAGUUGAAGCAGGAGACUAAAGCCUUGGAAAAUGACCUUAGAGAAAAAAACAGAAAACAACAACUGGCCAUUGAGCACAACCGCAAACAAGUUCUCCAGCACUGCUUUACAGAAUGGCGGCAUUGGCAUGGUGCAGAGCUGCUACAGAGAGAGCUGGCUCAAGCAAAGGAGGAAACUAGAAAGAAAAUGGAUGAGCUGCUGAAGGCAGCAUCACUAGGGAAACUCAGUGCAAACGGGUCAUCAGGCAUCAGUCUACCUGAGGAGGCAACAGCCGUGGUGGCUCCACUGGUAACUGCUGUGCCCCCUUUGUGGGAGAAGCCUCCCUUGGAGAGGGAUAGUUGUAAGUCCAGCCCUCCCCAAGGAACAACAACAAAGUGCAACUUGCAGGGUCCCCUUCAGGAUGUCCCGCUGCACACACCUGACAAUACACAGCACCAGACGCUGGAUGCUGAGCCUGCCCAACAGCCUGACAACAGCAAGAAGCUCAGAACCACAUGCCAGAAAGCAGAACCAAUCUGCAUGGGUCAUUUCCACAACCGCCAUGUCCUCCAGCAACAGCUGAUUGAGAAGCAAAAGAAGAAACUUCAGGAACAGCAGAAAACAAUUCUUGAGCUGAAGGAAAAUCAGCGGCUGGCAGAGGCUCGGUGGGCAGCGGAGCGUGUUACAGCAGUCACGGACAUACACAGACGCCCGUUGUCAAAUCCAACAGGAGAAGAAGAUGCAAAGGGAGUCUGCCAGAUGCUUCUCAACUCACCUGUUGCUUCCUCUGGGACUGAAGGCAGUAGAAGUGACUCCUGCAAUUCUCUUUCUGGACACAGAAGGAACCCAAAGCAGCUGAUGACAGCCCAUCCCAUAGUGAAAGCUAUGGAAGAGAGAGCAAUUCAACGAGCUGAACGUAGGCGAAUCUUGGCAGAAAGGAAGAAAAAACAAGAAGAAGAGAAAUUGGCCCAGUUGAAGGCCCAAGAGGAGGAGCGUCAGAAAAGGGAGGCAGAAGAAAAGGGGGCAGAACUUGAGAGAAAACGAGAAGAAAAGAAACUGAAGAAAAUGAAAGAACUAGAGAAGCAGAUGAGAAUUAAGAGGAACCAGCAGCUGGAGGCAGUAGCCAAAGAACACUAUAAUAAGGUCUUGCUAAGAAAAAAAGGUCUAGAGCCUUGGAAGAGAUUGAGAAUGCAGAGCAAGGAAAAUACGCAGCUGGCAGAAGAACAUCACUUUAUGGCCUUACAGAGGAAAUGCCUGUUGACCUGGUUCCAGUGUAGUCAGGAAAGUCUGGCUAGGAAGAUGACCCGGGCUGAACAGUUUUAUUUCCAAAUAUUGCUUAGGAGAGUCAUUCAGAGCUGGCUACAGCACAUGACUGAUCUGAAGGAAGAAGUAAGAAAACUCUGUGUGCAUUUUCUUCAGAAGAAGAUUUUCAGGGCCUGGUUUAACAUGGUCAGGGAAGCACAGAUGGAUUAUCAGAGCAAACACAAGACUGCAGCAGAGCACAGUGACAGUCUAUUUGUGAACCUGCCACCAGGAGCUUACUUUGGCGGCACUGUACAAUCAACUUGGAGGAUUCUCUGGAUCACAUUUCAGAUGUGGAAGAAGUUUCCAAAACUCAUGAAAGAGGAAAGAAUAAAAGAAGAACGGCGACAGCAACUCCGUAGGAGGGUGGCCGAGAUUCUCCCGGACUUCCAGGUGCUGACACCUGCAAGUGACUACUAGUUAUGUAUCAGUGUUCAGAUCAUUGGCCCUUGAAGAAGAUAAGUCUUUGGCAAUGAUGAGGCUGGGGAUCUGUUGGUCCGUAAUUUGUGUGUGCUGUCUCCAGCCCCCAUACAUACACACACCUGGUUUAUUUUCUGUGAAAUAGUUCUUGGAUCAAAUGAAUUACUUGGGGAAUUUUUAUUUCCUUCUUUGAUUUUUUUUCCUGAGUUGCUAAUUAUUUAUCACAGUGGGAUCAUCCAAAGGAAGUGUAGAGCUCUCCUGUUCUAAUGUAUCCUAUAUAUUUUUAGCAUAGUAAUCUUAAAAAAGAACAAGUGUUUGCCUGCCUGAGCCUGUGAAGAAAAAGCUGUCCUUAUAGCUUAACAUGAGUUGUUAACAAAUGUAACUUUAAUUAAAUAGAAAUAAAAAGUAGUGACUACUUAGCAAAGGAGGCACAAGUGGUCCAAGUGGUCCGUCUUCUGGAGCCUCCGCCUCAGUGACAGGCUCCACCAGACCCUGACUUUUGUGACCACCCUGCUGGCAACCAUGAUCAUGGGUACUCCACACAGAGGGCAGUAGCUUUUCCUGAUUUCGGAGAAAACUGGGGCACCAAAGGUACUUCUCUUUAGUGCACCUUGCUAAGCAUGAAAGAAAUUCCAAAGCUAAUACUAUCAAACAACCUUGCAAGUCAUUCAACUAUCUGUUCACACUCCCCAUUGCAACUGCUAAAUAAUACAAUCAAAUUGUCUUCUAGUCCUCUGUUCAGUUUGAUCUAGAUAUUGAGAUAACCUAUCUUGAAUUUAAAGAAUGUUUUAAUUGUUAAAGUGCUAAAAGACUGAUAAAAUGUUCUCUAUGAAUUGUCUUAGAGAAGAACUGUUUGCUUGAAAAAAAUGUUUCAUUACAAAUUACAUGUUUAUUAUAAGAAAUUCAUGUAGUCCGUAAAUG
This is a messenger RNA of Nycticebus coucang (slow loris), 3797 nucleotides long. RefSeq names its product coiled-coil domain containing 191 (gene CCDC191). Lineage: Eukaryota; Metazoa; Chordata; Mammalia; Primates; Lorisidae. The transcript is spliced from 18 exons. Gene Ontology annotation, molecular function: phosphatase binding. The record is from RefSeq and is a predicted model, not a curated record. The coding region runs from base 66 to 2876 and encodes 936 amino acids.